This is a messenger RNA of Megalobrama amblycephala (Wuchang bream), 2057 nucleotides long. RefSeq names its product GTPase IMAP family member 8-like. The record is from RefSeq and is a predicted model, not a curated record. Gene Ontology annotation, molecular function: GTP binding. Bases 212 to 1915 code for a protein of 567 amino acids. The transcript is spliced from 6 exons. NCBI's taxonomy places the organism in Eukaryota, Metazoa, Chordata, Actinopteri, Cypriniformes, Xenocyprididae.
UAUAGGCACACGUUCAUAUAGAUAUCUACAGGUCUGUCAAGUUAUCUUCCAUUCAGAUCACCAGUCCAUCUUAGACUAGACAAGCCUGAUAUUCUGGUUUCAUGUGGAUAGAUAGGGAGUUUAUAGAAACUUGUUUCAUUUCGCAUAAGAAUCUCGAGCUGAAGUCUUGUUUUCAUCCUGUUUUUGUUUUGGAAAACAAAACAGAAGGGGUAUGGAAAAGAUGGAACAAGGACUAAGAGCUGUUGUUCUGGGGUGGCAGAAAUCUGAUAAAGCCUCAGUGAUAAACAGCAUUUUAGGUGAUGAAGUUGAGUCUGACAAACAUUUUGUGAAGUCUGUGAGAAGAGAUGGUGAAGCGAAUGGAAGGAAGAUAACUCUGAUUAACACUCCAUGCUGGUGGCAGAUAUUUGGUUUGCAGGAUUCUCCAGAGGUCGUCAAACAGGAGCUGGUUUGCAGUGUCUUCAAGUGUCCACCGGGACCUCAUGUGUUUCUGCUGGUCAUUAACCUCAGUUUGCCUUUCACUGAAGAAAACAGACUCAGCAUUGAGAAGCACUUUAGUCUGUUUGGUGAGAGGAUCUGGAGACACACUAUAGUGCUCUUUACACGAGCCGAUUCACUGAAGGACAGAAACAUUGAGCAGCACAUAAAGAAUCAAGAUCUGCAGCAGAUCAUACAGAGAUGUGGACAAAGAUAUCACAUCUUUGAUUUCAAAAACAAAAGUGUUGGAGUCAAAGACCUGCUUGACAAGAUUGAUGAUGUUGUGGCAACCAACAGUGGCAAGCAUUUUGAAACACAUGAUGACAUGCUGCUGGAGAUAAAGAUAAAGAGAGAUGAAAACGAAGAUAAUGCAAAAGCCAGACAAAAAAUGUUGCAGGACAAAAGAAAACUGCUGAAUGAAUCAAAAGCUGUGGCUCCUCUCUCAGAAAUAAGGAUUGUACUGCUUGGUUGGAUCCUUUCUGGGAAGAGUUCAACCAUACACACUAUCUUUAAUGAUGUAAAGGUUGAAAAAGGAGACACAGAAAAGUGCCCAAUAUAUUCAAAUCAUGGCAGAAAAAUAACUGUGCUGGACACUCCAGGCUGCUGGAAGUAUUUCUCGCCUAAAUUCAACCCAAAGUUUCUGCAGGCUGCAAUCCUGGAGAGCAUCGGCCAAUCACAACAUAUGCAAUUCCCUCAUGCUAUAAUCUUGGUGAUUCCUGUUGAUACUGCAUUCAAGAAUGAACAGAAAUGUAUCAUUAAAGAGUAUAUGGCCAUUCUUGGAAAAGACGUGUGGAAACACACCAUAGUUCUGUUCACAUGGGGCGACAGGAUUCCAGAUGUUUCAAUCGAGCAGCACAUUGAGAGUGAAGGUGACGCCCUCCAGUGGCUGAUUGAGAAAUGCAGGAACAGAUAUCAUGUCUUUGACAACACAAACAAGAACAGAACUCAAGUCACAGAGCUGCUCCAGAAGAUCGAUGAGAUGGUGACAGAAAACAGUCUGUUCUGUCUCAAAAGUCAAUGUGCUGCAGAAGUGAAUGUCCACGAGACGGAUACACAACAAGACGAGGAAAGAAAUCUGAACACUGACCAGUUACUGAAACUGAUGUACCAGGAGAUGAAAAACAGGCGUAAAGAGAUCAAAAGGAAGCUAGGGAUGGACAAAGCCAAAAGUUUUGAUAGCAUGGAAGGCCCUCCAGAAUUGUCUGCCGAUGAGAAAAUCAUGGAGAAGAUAAGAAGAGAAGGAAGCAGAUGGGAAGCAAUUAUAAUGGAUAGCGUCUUGAACAUUCAGAAUCCUGAAGCAUCAUAUGAAAAUUUACUUGCAAAAAAUGUGUUGGGCUGGUUUCAAAAAUAUGAGGACUACAGCCAAUCUGAAACAUCAGGAUGUGAAACAAGCUCUGAAUUCUCUGACCUUCUGGAGACAUCUGAUUUCAGAGACAUCUGAUUUCAGAGACAACACACACGUCAAAACUUUAGUGUGAAAAUGAUGCAUGGCAGUAAAAAAAGAAAACUAUUUCUUACUCUGUUUAUUACUCUGCUUAAUUUUUUUUACAUAAACAUAUACACUGAAUAAACGUUUAUGCAUA